Messenger RNA from Pieris brassicae (large cabbage white), 4665 nucleotides. Its product is annotated as proteoglycan 4-like. The transcript has 8 exons. Lineage: Eukaryota; Metazoa; Arthropoda; Insecta; Lepidoptera; Pieridae. The record is from RefSeq and is a predicted model, not a curated record. The coding region runs from base 570 to 2747 and encodes 725 amino acids.
UGGCGCAUGCGCGUUAUGCCGACGCCAUCUCUAAACUACUGUGCGUAAUAUUUGUUGAAAAUUUCACUGAACUGAGUUAAUUUUAUGUAUGUUAAUUAAUAUUUAAAAGUGGUAAUAAUGAAUUUAAUGUAUUCCUAAUAAUAAAAAGUGAUAGUGCUAUGUGACCAACGGUCGUGUUAAAUAUAUCGAUGCUGACGGCGGGUAUCGGUGUUGCGGAAGUUCUUAGUCAGAUGUAGCAACGCAUAUUUUUAUAGCUAUUUCCACUGCAAUCUUUACAUAUUGGUGUCGUAAGAUUAUAGUGUCUAACUUUUAAGUGUAAACUAAUUGUUGCUACAUUUCUAACAUAAAUAAUUAGGUAGGUGUAGAGAGUAGUGAUAAAAAAGCGGGCAAUUGCUUUAGCGUUCUUACGCGCGUACCGCGUUUAUACAUAGACAACAGUUUGUGAUAUGUAUGAAUUAUUGUUUUGGGUCAAAGACAUUUCAGUGUGUUAACCUGUAUCGACAACAGUGAAACCGCGAUAUUAAAUGUUUUUGAAAUAGACAGCGAAGUAAUAGUAUUUGUUUUUUGAAAUGAACUCUGCAUUAAAGCCAGUACUUCCACAACCGGGCGUACCUCAACCGGGGGGUCAAGCUAGUCCUGCUAAAGGUAAUGUGGCUAGCGCUAAUCACACAGUGGGCUUACCCCAGGGCGCGCAAAAUUCCCUCCUUCCUGGCACAAACAAUCUUGUAGGCCAGAAUUUAAUCCACCAUAUACCUAAUCCACCACCGGUGCCCGCCCACGCAGUACCAUCGAUGGCGCCAAUUUCAGCUAACAUGGCUCAGAUGGCACAAAACAUGAGCCAUCAUGGCAACCUCUCACAUGCCACACAAAACUCAAUAACUCCAACUAAUGUGGCAGCAAGUCCCAGCAAAAGUGCAACAACAAGUGCUCCUGCUCCAUUAAGUCUUGUGCAAGAUAAACCGGCAACAACUCAGCCCCCACAACCACUUGCUUUAACAAGAACACCGGAGAAAAAAGAACCUGAUUCUACAGCUCAAGCAAAUGGUGCUAUAGACUCUCCUAAAACUGGAAGUAGUGCACCAGCUCCAUUGAAGCCACAGAAUCCAGAAACAAAAGAUAAGCCAGAUAUAGCUAAAACAUCACCCAGUACUCCUAAACCACCUGAGAAACCUGUAACAUCUCAGAAUAUACCACAGAAAGCAGAAACAUCUAAUACUGGAAGUGCAUCAGAUCCUCUUGUACAACCUAAAGUAGCUACAGCUAAUGAGCCACCUGAAAAGUCUCCUUCUAAACCAAUAGAAUUAAAAUCUGCCCAAACAGCAGAUGUUGCACCAACUCAAAGUGACAAUAAACCAACACCUGAAUCAGCAAAUGAAAAUCAGUGUCAAGCUUCCACAAUGCCAUCACUUCAAAAAGAAUCAUUACCAAUUGAAAAUCCUAAGCCAGAGCCACCAAAAUCAGAAGAGAAUGGAGAAAGUCCAGUAAACAUACCUAACUUAGAUGAAAAGGUUGGUGAACAAAAAGAGCAUGAAGAUUCAUCAAUCAAAUCGGAAGAAAAUAAAACAUCAAAAGAAGAUAAAACCGAAGAAAAGUCAGAUUCUAAGACUCCAGUAAAGUCGGAUAAUAAAAUAGCUGCUAAGUCAACACUGAAGUUAGCUACAGUCACUCCUAUGAGAAAAAGAAGACAAGCAUCUGAAAAAAGUGAAACAACAUCGACCAAAAAACCUGCUGAAGAAAGUACACCUGACACAAAAGCUAAGAGAAAUCGGACUAAGGUUCAAUUAUACCAGUCACCAACACCAGAAAUAGCGAUGGCCACAAAGUUGUCAGCCUCAGCUGCUGGAAGAUCCACUCCAACUAAACAAAAUGAUGACAAACUUAUUGUAUUUUAUAAAAAUGAAUAUUUGGCUGUACGAAAUGCUGAAGGAGGUUUCUAUGUAUGCCAAGCUCUACAGAAUGUAUACCGUACUACACGAAAAAUUAAAAUAAGGUGGCUCUCACAAGAUAAAGGCGACCCUACUGGAGAAACAUACAAACCAGAUUUUUAUGAUGUCACGGAUAUGGAAUGUGUACUAACUACACUAUCUCUGACGCGGUCUGCAAGUGGAGGCGGGGCGUGGUUACUGCGACCAGCCGAACAAGCUCGCGCCACUUCUAUACUACAGAGGGCGCUGAAGGCUGAACAAAGUGGGGCCAACAUACACUUGACGGAGGAACACCCUGACGGACUGGAUCUCUCGCUGUACACAGACGAGUCACAACUCGAAAAGAAAUCGAGGAAACGCUCCAGCUCAAAGUCUUCGCCUAAUUCGAAGGAGGACACUGAUACUUCGAAGGAAGAAGCGACCCCUAGUAAAAAAGCCCGAACGACACCAAAGCGCAGUCCGCGCUCCGCGAAAAAGAGAAAGUCCCCAAAAUCGGGCAAAAACCCCGCUAAAGCGAAAUCAUCAGGUAGUACGCCCAGUGUGGCGGUCACAAGCAAGGUAGGCAUAGUACGGCGGAUUUAUAGACAUACGGCAACUGCGGUGUCUGAGAAAUCGGAUAAAAAAACUCCGAUGAAAAAGACGCCCACUAGAUUGACCAAAGCCACACCGGCCAAAACCUCGCCGGCCAAAGCUGAAUCGCCGGUCACGCGCAAGGGCAGAAGAGCGGCUAAAGAGGCAAAAAGCUCACCAAUCGUUCCCACUCCCUCUACAUCGACGGGUAAAACCACUCGCACACCACGAAAACCACCUUCCAAGAAAUAAUAUACACAAAUGUAAUGUAAGCUUACGGUUUUGUCAAAGUGACAGUUACAGCUUGGCAACAUUUGUGGAAAUAAUUAUAUUGUGGGGAAUGUGGCAACACAUGGAAUUGGAAAUCAGUUUAAUUUUUGUUUGUUUGUAUUAUACUCGGCAGAUUUAUGUUACAAUGAUUUGUAAUUUUAGAUAGGUGUAGUCGAUCCAUGUUUUGCCAAGUUGUAAAUGAAAGUAAUGUGCCUAUUGUUAAUUAGUUUGGUAACUAAGAUGAUUUUAAGUAAACUUUACUAAGGACUAUGUAACUGCCAUUUUACAGACCAUUACUUCAUUAGUGUAGGUUUAUUAAAAUAACUAUUUGAGUUAGGCCUAAUUUAUAAUCAGGGGCUUCGAAAAGGGAUUGGUUUCGUUGUCUAAAUAUUUUUUUUUGUGUUAACCGUUUCUCAGUCUCAUUCCAUACUUUUGCAUGGUCAUGGCGUAUCUAUGCCGUGUCAGUCUCUAACAAUCAUUCCACUGUCUGCUCUCCCUCUAUCACUUUCGUAAUUCCUAAAAACUUUUCAAAGUUUUCUUUUCAACUGUCAUACAACCCCUCAUUGCUCUGUAUAAUGCCACACUAGUUCUCAAUUAAACACUCGAAAUGACAAAACCGUAAGAGGAAUUUCUCAUAAUUGUAUUUACCUGGAAAAGUUCCACAGCAUAAUAUUUUUUAAUUGUCAAAAAUGGCGAUGUUUUUGUCGGCCAUUUUAUGAUCGCCUUAACGAACAAAUAGUCGUGGUACAACAAAUGCGUGGAAUUGGCAGUUUUAUUUUAUUAUAAAUAGAAUUUUACGUAGAUUUCCACAUUUCUGACACGCACAUUUCAAUUAUACAAUUUAUUCCCAGGCUGUGUUAUGUUCAAGUUUCAUAAUAUCGCAUGCUGACUUGAAUAUCACUUAAAUCACAAUUUUAAUAUCGUUUUAUAUUUUAACAUUUAACGUAGUUUUUAUAUAUGACAUGUAAACUUAUGGAAUAACGAAUGUUGUACAUAAAAAUAAACAAAAAGAUAUCAUAUUUUAAUAACGCUGAUUGAAAGAGUGACACAAUUUGCUCUAAAAUAAUUUCAUUUCAGCGAAUCGAGUCACUCUAUUUUUUGGCGAGGCGUUAUAUUUUGAGAUAUUUUUAUCUCAAGUGUUAAGCAAUAGAUAAGUUAUUAUAGGAUUACUUUUUAAAAUCUUUAGAUAUUAAUACUUAGAAUAUUCAAUCUACGCAAAAAUGUAUAUUAGUACAAAAUAUCGAUAUUAAAAAUCAGGAAUGCGAACAUUAAUAUAUCACCCGAUUUGGAAUAAUUUAAAUAAAUUUAAUCUGGACCAAGCUAAUUUAAAAUUAUUAAAGCUAGAUGCCACAAGUUUGGAUGCCGCCUCAAUACAUAGGCUUUUCAUAUCUUACUUAUGACAUAUCUCAAUACAACUUAAUGCAUUCGAGAAUGGGUUUCUUUAUUAAUAACUAACGAAUUAACUCGCUAGAACCACAAGAGCGUUGAGCGACCAAAUGCAACGUUCUAUUAUUCGUAAGAAGGUUGUUGGAACCAGAAUGUUUAUGUGUUUGUGACUAAAUAAUUUUCACAACCGGCACAAUAUUGUUAUGUACUAAUACCAUUUGUGUUUUGUUUCGAUGUAUGGGUGACGUUAUUGUUGCAACGAGCUCAGAGUGCGCGUGUGUUUGAAUUAAAUCUAGAUACCUAAGUAGGUGGUAUAUUAUUUUAAGAUUAAAAGUAGUAUAUAAAUUAUUGCGUGUGAAUUUUCUGUUUUUAGAAUGACUGGUCGUCUGAUACAAUAGAUGUAUGAAAAAAUUUAGCGUUUUAUACAAAAUUAAAUAAAUCAGUCAAAGAUUACUAUUGUAACAGAAAGUCCGCAAAUUUAUAUGCAUUCAGAAAUAAAUAUAAAUAAUUUAAG